This is a messenger RNA of Corythoichthys intestinalis (scribbled pipefish), 2700 nucleotides long. Its product is annotated as sphingomyelin synthase-related protein 1-like. The record is from RefSeq and is a predicted model, not a curated record. Gene Ontology annotation, molecular function: sphingomyelin synthase activity; ceramide cholinephosphotransferase activity; protein binding. Gene Ontology annotation, biological process: ceramide biosynthetic process. NCBI's taxonomy places the organism in Eukaryota, Metazoa, Chordata, Actinopteri, Syngnathiformes, Syngnathidae. The coding region runs from base 206 to 1423 and encodes 405 amino acids. The transcript is spliced from 6 exons. Gene Ontology annotation, cellular component: endoplasmic reticulum membrane; plasma membrane; Golgi membrane.
UUGUGACUAUUACAUCCCGUGUGACGUUUCAGCAAGAUGUCAAGGGCUCGACAUGAAUGCACACAAGCGCGGGGAUGUUAUUGUUAUUAAACCCCAAAACGGGGUUAUGAAUUGUUCACGUGAAACACCUUUAAGUCGGCCUGCCUUCGGAACACAAACGCACCGGCCGGCAUCCUUCUAUUGAGCUUUCAGCCCGGCUGGCGAAAUGAGCCCGCCAAGUGUCCGAGACUGGACGCCCAAGCACGUGGCCAAAUGGUUGAAGGAUGAGGGCUUCUGCGACUAUGUGGGCCUGCUGUGCCAUGAGCACCGGUUGGACGGCAGCAGCCUGCUGGCCCUCAGCGAGUACGACCUGCGUUCGCCUCCCCUACAGCUCAAAGUGUUGGGCGACAUCAAGCGUCUCAUGGCGUCCAUUCGCAAGCUUCAGAAGCAGAACCUGGAUGUGCUGGAGGAGCUGGGUCUGCCGUUUGACGGGCACUCCCCCACUGGUUCGGGUGACUGGUUCUGCAACGGCGAGGUUGCGCGGGACUGCGACGGCGCCGACAAAGCACCUGUCGGGGAGGAGUACCAGAAGUACACCAACGGCAAAUACAAGCAGCAGACGCGACGGUUGGAUCCGGAGUUCUGGAAGACUGCGCUGAGUUCAGUCUAUGUGGUCUUGGUGUUUGGCGUCACCUCCUUCGUCAUGGUCAUCGUGCAUGAAAAGGUCCCCGACAUGGCCACCUACCCGCCUCUCCCCGACAUUGUCCUGGACAAUAUGCCUCGAAUCCCAUGGGCUUUCGCCAUGGCGGAGGCGUGCGGCGUCAUCCUGUGUAUCAUCUGGCUGCUGGUUCUACUGCUGCACAAACAUAGGUCCAUUCUCCUUCGCCGCAUGUGCAGCCUCAUGGGUACGGUGUUCAUGCUCCGCUGCGUCACUAUGUUCGUCACUUCCCUGUCCGUUCCGGGACAACACCUGCAGUGCACCGGAAAAAAGUAUGGCGAUAAGUGGGCUAAGCUGCAGCGUGCCGUGGCCAUCUGGAGCGGCUUCGGCAUGACGCUGACAGGCGUGCACACGUGCGGCGACUACAUGUUCAGCGGGCACACAGUCAUCAUCACUUUGCUCAACUUCUUUGUCACCGAAUACACGCCACGCAGUUGGCACUGUAUCCACACUCUGUCAUGGGUGCUCAACUUAUUCGGCAUCUUCUUCAUCCUUGCGGCGCACGAGCACUACUCCAUUGACGUCUUCAUCGCCUUCUACAUCACCACACGCCUCUUCCUCUACUACCACACGCUAGCCAACACGCGCGCCUACCAGCAGAGCCGCCGGGCGCGCAUCUGGUUCCCCAUGUUUUCCUUCUUUGAGUGCAACGUCAACGGGCCCGUGCCCAACGAGUAUUGCUGGCCCUUCUCGCGACCCGCCAUCCUCAAAUUAAUCAUCGGGUAGAGAGAGCCGACAUCCGUCCGAAUGAACUUUUGCAGACAGCCUUUUACUAGUGGUUUGAUUGCGAGUAAGAAGCCGCCAAAAUUACACGUGUCCCUUUUGUCUUAAGUAUGAGUCCAUUUGCCAAUAACCUUGCUCUUUGCCAUAGUUUCCUUGUGUAGAAAAGUAAAUCAAUAAAAAUAAGUCUAGGGCAUUUUCCUACAAAGGGCCGUACUACUUUGCAACCGGAGAAUACAGUGUUAUGCCACACAAUGGAUUGUAAUUGAGGUAAGACGUUAGUGUUUUAUGUUGAAAAUGUAUCGUGUUUCCGGAUGCAAAUUGAUGGAAAGUAAAGAGCGGCAUUUAUUUGUGUGUUUUUCGUAAGAAUUGCACAGUGGACCAGAUCAAAUGUUCUGGUGGAGCCAUAUGUUGUCCACAUGUUGCAGGUUCACACCCCUGACAUUUAGUAUUAAUGCCAACAAAAUGUUACUGAGUUGUUUUAUGGGGGUGUCUCUCAAAUGUAUGUUAAUUUAUUCAUUAUCGUGUUUUUUUGUUUGUCUGUUUUGAGUUUGGAUCUGCGCACAAGAGACUAAUGUUUACAGUUGCUCAAAAUGGCGACAUGCUUUUUUCCCCCUUUUGUGUUAUGAUUUUUCUGUUGGCAUUUGUUUCCGUGAUAUGUUUAAAAAAUAAAAAAAAAAGUAGAAAAAAAGUACCAAGCCGCACUUGUGGUUUCACACCUUAAUUCAUGAACAUUAAAUGGAAGUAUUGUGGAAAAUUGAAUUUUUAAUAUUUGUAUAUAAAUUUGUGGACAUUUAAAAGCAGGAAAUAUGUACCGUUCUUAAGUGGUAAGUGUAACAUGAUUAUUUGAUAAGAGUUGGUGGUGGGGGAUAAUUCAUUGUCUGAGACUGGUCGACGCUUGUGCUAGUUCAACCAUAGAAAACCUAAGUACAGUAUUCUUUAUCCUUUGGAGUAAUUUAAAGACGGCAUGCCAUAGACAUGCCAGCAACAUGUAAUUUAGGAAUGUUUUAAAUUGUGAGCAAACUCCGUAUGCCUCCAUUAUCGGCUGAUACAGACCACAGUUGCAUUUUUGAAGGAAUAAACAGGCGAUUUAAGAGACGGAUAUAUAUUUGUGGUUUGUAAGUAAAGCAUUUCGUUCUCAAAUUUUAAUAGCAAACUAAAAUUUAAUAUGGGCUACCCCCGUUACCAUAGUGAAUUAGAGGCAUUCUGAUUAUGCCUGUGUAUAAUUCGUAAGAAAUACACAUUUGGGGUUAAAACUAUGACAGGAAAUGUGGAAAUCUUUA